Messenger RNA from Colletotrichum fioriniae, 1653 nucleotides. The record is from RefSeq and is a predicted model, not a curated record. NCBI's taxonomy places the organism in Eukaryota, Fungi, Ascomycota, Sordariomycetes, Glomerellales, Glomerellaceae.
AUGGCGACCUUCACCAAGAUCGCAGAGGAUGCUCGCCCCAGCAUCACGCUGAACCCCUCCCAUGUCGUCUCCAAAAUCGAUGACAACGUCUAUGGUGGCUUCACAGAGCACAUGGGAAGAUGCAUCUACGGUGGAAUCUACGACCCUGGCAACCCUCUCUCUGAUGAGAACGGUUUCCGAAAGGACGUUAUUGAGGCUUUCAAGGAACUCAAUUGCCCCGUUGUAAGGUACCCAGGUGGUAACUUUGUUGCUACCUACCACUGGAUUGACGGCGUCGGGCCCAAAGAAAACCGUCCCAAGAGGUAUGGAAAAACUCCCAAUCUGAACUUCCGGUUGCCAGCAUGGGAAUCGAGACCCCUCGACGCCGAAUCCUUCUGGGAUCUGGACCCCUGCGUAAGCGGCCCGCGUUUGGAGUGCAGCGAGUGGCUAAUGCCUGAGCUGGCUUGGAUCGGCGUCGAGAGCAAUGAGUUCGGAACAGACGAGUUCAUGAAGUGGUGUGAGGUUGUUGGCGCUGAGCCUUACUUGGCCCUCAACUUUGGCACUGGCACGCUUGAUGAGGCUCUGGCUUGGGUUGAGUACUGUAACUCGGACAAGGACACCUACUAUGCCAACCUCCGCCGCAAGAAUGGACGCGAGAAGCCUUACAACGUCAAAUACUGGGCCCUGGGCAAUGAGUGUUGGGGUCCCUGGCAGGUUAUGCAAAUGACCAAGGAAGACUACGCCAAGCAGGCUUACCAAUGGGCCAAGGCGCUCAAGCUUCUCGAUCCCUCUUUGGAACUGAUUCUCUGCGGUGAGACUGGGUUUAGUAGCUGGGACACAUAUGUGAUCAAGGAGUGCAUCACGUGGAGUUUGCAUGGCCUUGGUGGCAGCACCACUGCGUCGUUGAUCGACAUGCACAGCAUCCACCUUUACACUGCAUCGGAAGACCAUCUCAAAAAUGCCACAGCACCCAGAGCCGCCGAGCGCGCCAUUGAGAUCACUGGUAGCCUUAUCGACCUGGCCCGCAUUGAGAACAAGGUGCCGCCCACAUGCAAGAGACAAAAGAUUUGCUUUGACGAGUGGAACGUUUGGGAUCCCGUCAGAGCACCUGGUGAAGAGGGUGCCGAGGAGGCAUACACUCUUUCCGACGCUCUUGCCGUCGGCGUAUGGCUCAACGUAUUUGUCCGUCAGGCAAAGUACGUUGGCAUGGCCAACAUUGCUCAAUCUGUCAACGUCAUCUCCCCCUUGAUGACUACGAAGGAAGGCAUCACCAAGCAGACUACUUGGUGGCCUCUGUUGUUGUUCAGCAAGUACAUGAGAGGAUCUACCAUUGCCACCCACGUUCGCGCUCCCGAGUACGAGGGUGCAACCGAGCCCGUCUGGAUCCGCGGCGCCAUCGAGACUCCUUACCUCGACGUCAGUGCCACCAUCGACGACGACGGCUUUGUCAACUUGGCUGUCGUCAACGUCCAUGAGACCAAGGGAUUCUCCGUCGAUCUCGAGGGUGUCAAGGAGGGUGCUGAGGUUCAGGUUUACACCGUCACUGGCGAGAAUGUCAAGGUCGUUAACACUGGCGACAAGAACCCUGUCGGUAUUACUGAGAGCAAGUGGGAUGGCAAGGGCCCGUACGAAUUCGCCAAGGCCUCAGUCACCCUGCUGAGAUGGAAGCACUAA